AUGGCUGGUGUUCCUAGAAAAUAUAAAAGAGUAAUGUCGUCCAGUAGCAAAUCAACAGUGUGCUCAAGGGUUACCUCAAGUUUGGCUAAUGACACUCUUUAUGAUGCUAUGGAUAUUUCCUCGUCAUCGGUGUCGACUAAUGCUGAUGAAGUUCAAACAUUUAGUGGUUGUUCAUCAAGUGAUGAAAGUGAAGAUAGUGAAGAUGGUGAACGAGAUGAUAUGCCUUGCAGUAAAAAUUUAGAUGAGUUUGAGGAAUAUUCUGAUAUUGGAGACAUGAAGUAUGAGUGUCAGUAUUGUGGGGCUUUGCAUUGGAAGCCACCGACUUUAUUAUGGGAUUUGAUAAUGGGAAAUGAUGUUCGUAGUCGGGAAUUCUUAGCAAAUAUAAGAAGUUAUAAUAGUGCUUUUGCUUUUACUUCAUUUGGUGGAAAAAUUGAAAGUGGUCUAAAUGACGGAGGCGGUCCACCACAAUUUGUUAUUAGUGGGCAAAAUUAUCAUCGUAUUGGUAGCUUGCUUCCAAAUGUGGGAGAGACUCCUAAAUUUGCCCAACUUUAUGUUUAUGAUACUCAGAAUGAGAUCCAAAAUCGAAGUUCACACUUUAGGAAUUCGGAUGGAAGUUGUAAGCUAAACAAAUCCUUAAUUGAAGAUCUUUUGGUAAUGGUUGAUGAGUGUAAUGUCUUGGUGAAAUCAUUUCGAAAGGUACGUGAUUUCAUUUCUAUCAACCCAUUGUUAAGGAUUUCUCUAAGAUUGUUUAGGGCUAGACCCAAAGACCCAAGAGUGUACAAUUUACCUUCUGUGGAUGAGGUAGCUGGUUUAAUUGUUGGUGAUUUUGAUUCUACUGGUUGUGGUCGAGACAUAGUUGUUAGUUCAAUGGAUGGUACUCUUAGAAGAAUUCAUGAGACACACACUUCAUUUUUACCGUUGCAAUAUCCUUUGCUUUUUCCUAAUGGAGAAGAUGGAUAUAAAGAAGAUAUUUUGUUUCGCCAAGAUGGAGAUGGUCGUGUUUUUAAAAAGAGAGUACGAGUAUCUUUGAGAGAAUUUAUUUCUUUUAGAAUUCAUGAAAGAAUGAGAGAGGAUUCAGUUAUAUUGCGUAGUAGAAGAUUAUUCCAACAAUUUCUUGUGGAUUGUUAUUCGAUGAUUGAGGCUCAAAGAUUGUCAUAUAUCAAGGGUAAUCAAAAGACAAUACGUCGGGACUUCUUAUCUGGAUUGGAGGAGGCUAUGGAGAAAGGUGAUGUCGAUUCAGCAUCAGUUGGAACAAGGAUAGUUCUACCUUCAUCAUUUACUGGUGGAAGAAGAUAUAUGUUUAACAAUUGUCAAGAUGCAAUGGCAAUCUGCAAACAUGUUGGAUAUCCAGAUCUUUUUAUAACUGUUACUUGCAACCCAAAGUGGCUUGAAAUUCAAAGGUGUGUUUCUGAAAAAGGCUUGAAUGCCUAUGAUCGCCCUGAUAUCUCGUGUCGGGUUUUUCAUAUUAAAGUGAAGCAGUUAAUGCGUGAUUUGAGGAAAGGUCAAUAUUUUGGGAAAGUCUCAGCUGGAAUGUAUACCAUUGAGUUUCAAAAGAGGGGACUUCCACAUGCCCAUAUACUUAUUUGGUUAGCGCCUGGUUCAAAGCUAACAACACCAGAGAAAAUUGAUUCAGUUAUAUGUGCAGAGUUACCUGAUCCAGUUGCUAGCCCGAAACUAUUUGAAGUUGUUUCUAUGUUCAUGGUCCAUGGUCCAUGUGGUAGUAGUAGAAAAAAUUCUCCGUGCAUGGUAAAUGGUCGGUGUUCCAAAUUUUUUCCUAAGAAAUAUGUGGAUAAGACCUCAUUUGACAUUGAUGGUUAUCCGACAUAUCGAAGGAGGAACACUGGUGUUUUUGUUGAAAGACGUGAUGUUCAAUUAGAUAAUGGGUAUGUUGUUCCUUAUAAUGCAAAAUUGUUGAUGAAGUACCAAGCCCACAUUAACAUUGAAUAUUGUAACAAAUCGAAUUGCAUCAAAUACUUAUUUAAGUAUAUCAACAAAGGAGUUGAUCGGGUUACAGUUUCAAUGAAAAAUGAAUGUAAUGAAGGACAAAAUGUGCCGGAGGUUGAUGAGAUCCAACAAUAUUAUGAUUGUCGUUAUUUAUCUGCUUGUGAAGCUGCUUGGAGAUCAUUUUCAUUUCGUAUUCAUGAUCAUUGGCCUCCCGUUCAGCGAUUACCUUUUCAUAUGCCCAACAAACAAGUUGUAUUAUAUGGUAAUGAAGAACCAAUUGAUAGGGUCGUUCAAAGAGGUCAGAUGUCUGAAACAAUGUUUACUGGGUGGAUGGUUGCUAAUAUGAUAUAUGAACAUGGUAGGCAUUUGACAUAUGCUGAGUAUCCGCAGUUAUUUGUUUGGCAUCCUAAAGAUAAAGAAUGGCGACCACGCAAAAGAGGGUUUUCCAUUGGAAGAAUGAAUUUUAUACCUUUGGGGUGUGGGGAGGUAUAUUAUUUGCGUUUAUUGUUAAAUCUACAAUGUGGAUGCAAAAGUUAUGCCGAUUUGAGAACUGUUGAUGGUGUUGUUCGAGUGAGCUUUCAGGAAGCAUGUUCUGCCUUGGGAUUAUUAGAGGAUGAUAAAGAAUUUAUUGAUGGAUUAAUUGAUUGUGCUGAAUUGUCAGGUGGUAUGUAUGUUAGAAAGUUUUUUAUGGUGUUGCUAUUAUCUAAUUCAAUUGUCACACCAGGAAAAGUUUUUGAGGAAACUUGGAGGUUGUUAGCCGAUGGAAUUCUUUAUAACCGAAGGAAAUUACUUUGCAAUCCAGCUUUGCGUUUGGAUGAUCAGACUUUGAAGACGCUUUGUUUGGUUGAGCUUGAAAAAAUGUUAGUUAAUAAUGGGAAAACACUAAAGGAUUUUCCUGGCAUUUCGUAUCCUAUUUCAGAUGAAGUCCCUCAGUUUGAGAAUGUCAUGUUGUUUAACGAGUUAAGAUUUGACAUUGAUGAUAUGUCAGUUAAACAUAAUGACCAUUUGAUGAAGUUGAAUAAUGGUCAAAGGAAAGUGUAUGAUGAGGUUAUUGAUGCAGUUAAUAAAUCAGAUGGAGGAUUUUAUUUUGUCUAUGGUUCAGGUGGUACAGGAAAAACUUUUCUUUGGAAAACUCUAAGUUAUAGAUUAAGAUCUGAGCGGAAGAUUGUGUUGAAUGUUGCAUCCAGUGGUAUAACAUCUCUUUUGUUACCUGGUGGGAGGACUGCACAUUCGUUAUUUAGUAUCCCACUUGUGUUAAAUGAGGAUUCAUGUUGUAAUAUUAGGCUGGGUAGUAACAAGGCAGAGUUGCUUAAACAUACAAGUUUAAUUAUAUGGGAUGAGGCACCUAUGGUUAAUAGGUGGGCAUUUGAGGCUGUUGAUAGAACCUUGCGUGAUAUAAUGGAAGUUGGGGAUGUUUAUGGUGGGGGAAAGCCCUUUGGUGGAAAAGUUGUGGUUUUAGGGGGAGAUUUUAGACAAACUCUUCCUAUUAUCCCGAAAGCAAGUAGGGAAGAAAUUGUAAUGGCUACUAUUAACUCAUCAAGACUAUGGAAAUUUUGCAAAGUCUUAAAACUUACUGAGAAUAUGCGUUUGCAUGGGAAUGAUUCUUUACAUGAUCGUGAAAAAUUGGUUGAAUUUAGCAAGUGGAUACUUGAUAUUGGUGAUGGUAAUUUGGGUGAUUACAAUGAUGGUGAAUGUGAUUUAGAUAUUCCACAUGACUUGAUGGUUCCCUUUAAAGAUGAUGCUGUGUCAAGUAUAGUUUAUUCCACCUACCCUGAUAUUCAAAGGAAAUUUUUUGAUGAGGAAUAUUUUAUUGAUAAAGCUAUUCUUGCUCCCACUUUGGAUAUUGUUGAUAGUGUGAACCAGUUUGUGCUUUCCAUAGUACCUGGCAAAGAAAAAGUGUAUUUAAGUUCAGACAGUGUAGUCAAAGUUGAUGAAGAUGUAGCCAUUGAUGCAAAUUGGAUAACCAUUGAGUUUUUGAACGGCAUUAAGGGAUCUGGACUUCCUGAUCAUAGGUUGUGUUUGAAAAUUGGAACGCCCAUUAUGUUAAUGAGAAAUAUUGAUGUUUCAGCUGGGUUAUGCAAUGGAACUCGGCUUAUUGUGUUGGAUCUUAGACCAAAUUUGAUUUAUGGGAAAGUGCUAAAUGGAAAUAAAGCUGGCACAAAAACAUACAUCCCACGCAUGACUAUUGUUCCUUCUGAUAGUGGUCUACAUGUUAAAGUUCAACGUAGGCAAUUUCCGGUGUGUGUUUGUUUUGCAAUGACAAUUAAUAAGAGUCAAGGGCAGACGUUGUCUCGAGUGGGGGUUUUUUUACCGAGACCUGUUUUUUCCCAUGGUCAACUAUAUGUUGCGUUGUCGCGUGUGAAAUCAAGGGAUGGAUUGAAAAUUUAUGUUGACCAGACAGAGGUUCUGCCUUUGGAGCACACAAAAAAUGUUGUUUACAAAGAAGUAUUCAAAAAUUUAAGCUGAGAUGGGGAAGGUGUCCUAUGUACCAUUUAAUGGAAGGCAUGGAUUCUCAUAAAUGGAUAUUGGUUUUUUUGAUUGAUGCAAACUCGUGAGCUCCCAUUAGAAUGGCUUUUGCUUCCUGGUUCCUUUUUCACAAGUCUACCUCUGCUGGUUAUUUCCUGGAGGUACAGAUUUUGUAUUAAGAAUUUGGUGGAAGGUUUGGUCUUGAUUUUGGAAGGCUUGCCAAUUGGGUUUGGGUUGAGUAUUAGUUUUCUUUGUAAACACCCUUGAAAAUUCCUCUUGACUUUUCAAAAUAGGUACUCUUUUUCCUUGCUAGGUUUUCCCAAGGGGGUUUUAUCCUAGAAAGGUUUUAAUGAGGCAUGUUUUGUUAAGUCUAUUUUCAAGGGGGUAUUAGGUGGGUAGUUUUCUUCUUUUAUAGGGUUUUGGUAUUUGUACAUGUAAGUAUCUGAUUAUUUAAUUUAUUAUAUGUAAAAUGUUAAAGAUGAACUUAUUAUGUAUUCAUUGGUUUCGUUGUUAACUUAA
Lotus japonicus is the source of this 4929-nucleotide messenger RNA. RefSeq lists its product as uncharacterized. The coding region runs from base 1 to 4410 and encodes 1469 amino acids. Gene Ontology annotation, biological process: DNA repair; telomere maintenance. Gene Ontology annotation, molecular function: DNA helicase activity. Lineage: Eukaryota; Viridiplantae; Streptophyta; Magnoliopsida; Fabales; Fabaceae. The transcript is spliced from 10 exons. The record is from RefSeq and is a predicted model, not a curated record.